Linum tenue is the source of this 505-nucleotide messenger RNA. NCBI's taxonomy places the organism in Eukaryota, Viridiplantae, Streptophyta, Magnoliopsida, Malpighiales, Linaceae. The record is from the annotation of a GenBank genome assembly.
GCUUUUAGGGACAGAAGCCUAAGUUGAAAAGAACAGGGAGCGAGUGUGGUACCCGAGGGUUACCCGAGGAGAUCGAAGUUUAACGCGAAGGCCGGUGUUGUUCAAAUUUCAAAGCGGCUAGGCGUCGCUCUUUUCUCUUCCCCGUUGAAGAAGAGGAAUUCACUCCCUCAAAACUCAAAAAAAGCAGGUCGGGAAGUACGAGGAAAGGCUGAGCCUGAAUUCAGGCAGCGGGCGAUGGUGGCGUGGCAAGGCAGAUUUGUACGGAAUGCAGCAGCAGCAGCAACACUGCUCCUCUACGUCUACAAGAACCAGAAACCCGAUGGCAUCCUGCAGCCUCGAUUCUCCCAAAUUUGCAAUUGGAUGUCGGAAUUUCGGCCACCAGACCCAAAUCGAAAUCGAAAUCGCAAUUGGAUGCCGUAAUUUUGGCGCAGUUCAUGAACGGAAUAUGGUUUCUGUUGUUUCCCCGCGUUUUUAUGCGAUCGUUUCUCAUUCUUUUUCUUGCUAC